Cyclospora cayetanensis is the source of this 4926-nucleotide messenger RNA. Its product is annotated as narbonolide/10-deoxymethynolide synthase PikA2, modules 3 and 4. The transcript has 4 exons. NCBI's taxonomy places the organism in Eukaryota, Apicomplexa, Conoidasida, Eucoccidiorida, Eimeriidae. Gene Ontology annotation, biological process: fatty acid biosynthetic process. The annotation marks the transcript as partial. Gene Ontology annotation, molecular function: 3-oxoacyl-[acyl-carrier-protein] synthase activity; oxidoreductase activity; fatty acid synthase activity. The record is from RefSeq and is a predicted model, not a curated record.
GCGAACUAUUCAGCGGCGAAUGCAUGUCUGGAUGCCCUUGCAUCUUGGCGUCGCUCGAACGGUUUGUGUGGUCAGAGCAUUCAGUGGGGGCCGUGGAUCGAGCAGGGAAUGGCAGCUGGGCUAAAAUCUCUACUGGAGAAAGCCGGUAUGAGAGGAAUUACGGAUGAUUUGGGUGUUCGGGUUUUGCAAGACAUCUUGCGGCAUGGAGAUCGUUAUUGCGUUUUGAUGAGCCAAUCAUUCAGGUGGCGGAACUUCUUGAUGAGAUACGACAGAGUGCCUGCAUUGCUGAAGAACGCCACACGUGACUUCCAAAUGGCGUCACCGUCGCUUCCAAUUUUGAGCUCGAUGAAUUCUCAAGAGCGGCAUGCAUUUGUCGAAAAGAAAGUCGUAGAACUUGUAAUGGCGUCCCUUGGACUAUCGACGCCCCCGGCGAUGGAUCAGCCUCUGCACGAGUUGGGAAUUGAUUCCAUUGGUGCUGUAGAGCUUAGAAAUUCUCUUUCAAGCACCUUAGGAAUUAAGCUUCCGGCGACAGCAAUGUUUGACUAUCCAACUGUAGGCGCAAUGAUUAAUUACGUGAACAGCAAGAUAGCCGAGCAGUCUUCUGGUCGUAGUCAUAUGGGGCCUCCUGCUGGUUUCGGAAAGGUUUUGCAAACGGAGAGGCGGGUGAGUACAAUUGCAAUCGUCAGUGCGGCUUGCCACAUGCCCGGUGGAGCAACAACCACAGCUAGCUUCUGGGACAUGUUGCAAGCAGGCACAGACUGCAUGGAUGAAAUUCCUCUUGACAGGUGGAAUAUGUUUGCAUAUUAUGACCGGGACCCCGAUAGACCUGACACCACGUACGCCAAGCUAGGAGCGGUUGUUGAACGCGCGUUUUACUUCGACAACGCGCUGUUCAACAUCAGCAAUAUCGAGGCGCAGGUGAUGGAUCCUCAGCAGCGCCUCAUGAUGGAGGUGGCGUAUGAGGCCAUUUGGUCUGCUGGAUUUGAGAAGACAGAUCUCGUUGAUCAGGAAAUCGGCUGCUUCAUUGGGUGCUGCAAUUCCGACUGGCACAUGCUUGACGUCCCGACGGGUUCCUUCACAGGAACGGGCGGCGCGCCAUCAAUUAUUUCAAACAGGGUUUCCUACAUGUUUGGCCUGAAGGGCCCCUCGCUGACGGUUGACACUGCUUGUUCAUCGUCCCUUGUUGCCCUUGACAGUGCGACAGCCAAGCUUGCUGAAGGUAGCUGCAAAGGUGCCCUGGUUGGAGGCGUGAACAUCAUGCUGUCACCGAAUUUGUUCAUUUGCUUUGCAAAAGCCCGUAUGAUUUCCCCAGACUGCCGUUGCCGGUCGUUUGACCAGCGAGCGAACGGAUACGCCAGGGGGGAGGGCGCUGGCAUGGUCUUCUUGCGUCCAUUAGAAGAUGCCCUGAAGGAUGGAAAUUCCAUCCUUGCCAUUCUAAAAGGCUCCGCAGUCAACCACGGAGGCAGAAGUGCAAGUCUGACAGCCCCCAGCGGCCCAGCCCAACAAGCUGUCAUCCGUGCGUGUUUGAGUCAAGCAGGCGUUCAACCCCAUGAAGUAACAAUUUUGGAAGCUCAUGGCACAGGGACGUCGCUGGGCGACCCGAUCGAGAUGGGUGCUGUGCGUGCUGUCUACGGAUCUGGGAGAGUAGCGGAAUUGCCACUGUUCGUGGGCGCUCUCAAGACCAACAUAGGGCAUUUGGAGGGAGCCGCAGGAAUAGCCGCUCUGAUUAAACUCAUGCUGUGUCUUCGACACCGUGAGAUCCCGCCUAACCUACACUUUGAAAAACUGAACUCGUACAUUGAGCUAGAAGAUAUGCCCGUCGUUUUUCCGAAGUCUUCCAUGGGACUGACAGGAAGCACAAAGCUGCUGGGAGCCGUCAGUUCUUUUGGUUUUGGCGGUGCAAAUGCGCACGCCGUCCUUGAAGAGUAUGUUCAGCCAGAGACACCAGCGCGACGAAGGGAUCCCAUAGUAUGGAAUCGUAAAAAGUUUUCUCAACGCGAAACUUUGCAUCCGCAUGUUGCUCGGGUUCAAAAGGGGGACGCUGGCGAUUUCGUUUAUGAAGGCGAGGUUAGAAAAGAACACUUUGAAAUAAUGGCCCAGCACAUGCUGCACGAGCGGCCUGUGAUGCCAGGUGCCUUAUAUUUGGAGACUGUGGCUGCUGCUGUUAGCUGCAAUAACGGCAAGCCCGCGGGAUCUAUCUGCCCGGUUGAGGUUGAUCACAAGAAGACAGUGAUACUGGAAGAAGUUGAGUUUCAGCGCCCCCUGCUUUUGGAAAAGCCCGUCACAGAUGGCCUGCAUGACACGCAGAGGCUGUUUGUUACACUUGCUCCCAAUGGGCAAGUAACGCUUUCCAGCUCAAAAGGCGAAGAAGACGAAACUGUCGUUCACGUGUCGUGCCGCUAUCUCAGAGAUGGAACCCAAGGGAAGGGGAAAACGGCUGCUGCAGAGCUGCUAAAAGCAUUCGAUCAAGAAAAGAAUCGUCAUGUGGUGGAUGUAGAGCAAAUGUAUCAGCGGAUCAAAGACAACGGACUUGACCUAGGACCUAAGUUCCGGGUGGUACAGGCCAUGGAAUGCGGAGCUUCGAGUGCAAAGCUACGUCUCAACCUUCCUGGUCCCAUUACUACUGGCGAGACUGGUUAUCGUCUUCACCCUUGUGUGCUUGACGGGACUUUCCAAACGGUGGGGGCGUUAGUUUUGUCGCACGAUCUUGCAGCGGCAAAGAAGGAAUCCCUGCAACCCCGGCCCUUUAGGCUGAUGAUUCCAUUUAUGAUACAGCAAGUGGCCAUGGGUUCUAUGAAUGGCGUGGAUAAGGUUCUUCUCGCUCAUGUGGCACUGGUGAAACGCGACGCAAGCCAAGCAGUGAUGAACAUCGAAAUAAUGACCGAAGACGGGGAUUGGGUUGCAAGUGUCACCCAUCUUACAAUGAGAACUGUGGAUCCGGUACCAGCAGCUGAAGUCCCGCGAGAAUUGCUGUGGCGCUCCCAGUGGCAAAAGUUAAAAUCCCUUCCUGACGAAAUUCCCAAAGAUGCAAAGCUGGAUCUUGUUGUAAUCGAUUUCCGGGAAAAGAAGGAUGAUACGUUUACUGCAGUUGAAGAAUUAAUCAAACCAUCCAAGUGUACAGUGUUGGGCAAUCCUUCAGUAGAAGAACUUGCACCGAUCCUCGUCACAGCGAAAGACGCGUUGACAGAGGCGCCGCAGGUUAUUGUUGUCGCGGCAACUACGUCAGAGGCACAUGAAACUUCGAUUGUAGUCGGCCUGACAGUUAUUUGUAAAGCGGCUCACAAAGCCAUUAUGGCUGAUAAAGCAGCUGUUCUCAAGCCCAUCUGGAUUAUAACGAAAGGCGUUUACACAACAAGAAAAGAAAAUGACGGAUGCUCUCAAGCGGGAGCUUGGGGCUUCGCACGUGCGGUGCGUUUAGAAACUGCUGCUCAACUGGGCAGGCUCAUUCCGCUGGGGUGCGUGGACAUUGAUGAUGCGGCACACUUGCCACUAGUUGUGCAUGCGUUGGCUGGAAUCCAAGACACGAAACCGUACGAGCCUGAGCUCCUUUUGUGUCAAAAGUUAGGGGAGGGAAUGGGUGAUGAAGAUGCUUCUAUCGAGAACAGCGUGGAACCAGCGCCAGAGUCGAAGGCUGAAUCGCUUUCCCUCUUUGUGCAUCGGCUUGCAAAGCUGAAAAAGGGUGUCCGAGGGGCCAUAGAACUGCACCUUCCAGACAGGGGGGCCAUAGCAAACCUUGUUUUAAGAGCGCAGGCCAUCAGCUACAGGAAGCAGCCGAAGGGAAAUAUGGUGGAAGUUCGAGUGCGUGCUGUCGGUCUCAAUUUCCGUGACGUUCUCAAUGUCAUGGGGCUCUAUCCAGGGGACCCUGGGCCUCCAGGCUCUGACUGCGCUGGAAUUGUUGUUGCAACAGGCCCAGAUGUCAGGCGUUUGAAGGUUGGCGAUACUGUUUUUGGCAUUGUUCCUGGAUGCCUGAGGACGUUUGAGGUAACGAGCGAGGAUUUGCUGUGGAAACUCCCCGAUGGAUUAUCUUUUCCGGAGGCCGCAACCCUUCCAGUCGUUGUGUCAACCGUUCAGCACGCUCUCGGAGACAUUGCAAAAAUCAAAGAAGGCGACAAGGUUCUAGUGCAUGCGGUGUCUGGUGGAGUCGGACUUGUAGCUAUUCAGUAUUGUCAGCGCGUGGGAGCCGUCGUCUACGGUACCUGCGGUAGUGAGGCAAAGGCGAAGUAUGUAAAAGAGCUAGGAGUGCAAUAUGUGACCUCGAGUCGCAAGCCGGAAACCUUCAUAAAAGACAUGCAAGAAUUCCUCGGGGAUGAUGGAAAAGUUGACGUGGUGCUUAAUUCACUCCUCGAUCCGUUCAUAUCCGCUUCGCUCUCUUUCCUUUCGGAAAAUGGCAUCUUUAUUGAGCUCGGCAAACGCGGCAUUUGGACGCAUGACCAAAUGAAGGCAGCACGACCUGAUAUUCAUUACGAAACGGCGGCAGUGGAUCUUAUGAUUGAAGACAACCCUCGUUGGUUUGCUCUUCAGCUCCAACGCAUGACACAGGGGUUGGAGUGCGGGUCCCUAACGCCUAUUCCUGCAAGUGUCUUCGACAUGAGCGACCCCCAAGACGGAGGCGUUGCAGCGUUUCGCUUCCUCCAGAAAGCGCAGCACGUUGGCAAGGUAGUCCUCACGAUUCCAAGUGCGCUCUCACCAAAGGAACAUGCGGCCAGCAUCCAAAAGUCUUACGCCAUUACAGGCGGCCACGGAGCCUUGGGACUUGUUGUGUGCAAGAUGCUGGUAGAGGAGGGUGCCAGGCACAUUGCACUGCUCUCUCGAUCAGGCGAACCCGCUACUGAACUGAAGGAAGGAGAGAUUUGGCAGUACUUGCAGAGUGCGCAGCCUAACAUCCAAAUUGCCAACGUCAAAUGUGAUGUGAGCAAGAAGGAGGAU